Messenger RNA from Monodelphis domestica (gray short-tailed opossum), 2710 nucleotides. It is a transcript of the gene PROK1, whose product is annotated as prokineticin 1. The record is from RefSeq and is a predicted model, not a curated record. Gene Ontology annotation, biological process: endothelial cell proliferation. Lineage: Eukaryota; Metazoa; Chordata; Mammalia; Didelphimorphia; Didelphidae.
ACAAGAUUUCUGCAGGCUUUCCAAGUGACCAUGAAAACCGCCAUCCAAGUCUUAUUUAUACUUCUUUUAGUAACUAUUUCUGAAUGUGCAGUGAUCACUGGGGCCUGUGAAAGAGACCUCCAGUGUGGAGCUGGUACCUGCUGUGCCAUCAGUCUGUGGCUCCGAGGGCUCCGGAUGUGUACCCCGCUGGGUCAAGAAGGAGACGAAUGUCACCCUGUGAGCCACAAGGUCCCUUUCUAUGGGAAACGCCAACACCAUACAUGCCCCUGCUUGCCGAAUUUGCUGUGUUCCAGGUUCAUAGAUGGCAGAUACCGGUGUUCCAUGGACUUCAAGAACAUAGACUUUUAGAAGUUAGUGUGUUCCCAGGGCUCCAUCCUGUGCUUCCCUCUCAACAUAUCUAGGCACCCUUCUGCUCUUCAACAAUUCACUCUUGUCCCCAACCUGCCCCACCAUGAUCAAAGUCAAAGCUUUCUCUCCAUAAAGAACACAACUUUUGCCAUUUGGUGGAGGUCAUAUAGAGUCACUAUUGCCACAUCCCCUAGUGGACCAAUCUCUUUAUUUUUUGCCAGAGCUGCUGAUGCCACCUUACCACUAAAUUAAGUACUGAUUGUCCUUCAAUUGGACCAUUUCUGUUUUUUUCUUGUGGGACUGACUGCUAGUUUUCCUGAAGUAACAACUGUACUGACAGAUGUGUAAAUGAUUAAAAAGGCUGGUUUGUUUGCUUUUACCCAGUCUUCUUUAGAAAUAAAGUUUUCUUUUCCAUGUUAGUCCUUAGCCUCCUUCCUAUUCUCCCCACUAGAAGAAUGUUCUUUCCCAAUAGGGAAAUAGCAGAAAAGUCCUCUGGAAUAAUUGAUUCCAACAGUCAGUAGCCCUCAAAUAUUUAGCCUUUCAGCACCAUUCUGGGUGGUCUGAGUCUGGAGAAUCACAGAAAAUUAUUCAUUUGAUUAUUUCCUAUUCUCUUGGCCCAGGAUACUCAAUUUUUUUUUUUUGCUUAAGGAUAAACACGAGCCUAGCUUUACUGCUUGGCUACUUAGGAAGGAGGAAGUUUGAUGAAUGUAAUUAAAACUAAAUUACAUUCAGUGUUGUCCCUACAAAAUAUAUUUGAGGGGAUCUGAGUACUACUUCCCCACUCCCAUAUACUCAUUCUCUGAUAACUAGAUGACCUUGGACAAAAUCACCUAAUUUCAUGAUUUGAACUGAAUGAUUUUAAAUUCUUUUCCAGUUAGAAAAUUCUGAUUCUUGAAUUCUUUGCUUCCUUGCUCCUAAUAUUUACUAUUAGUGGCUCAUUACUUUGGAUUAAUGGAACCCUUGGACAAAUACUAUUACCUUUGGGAGAAGCUAAUAUUUUAAAUAGCUACUUUAAUGUGAAGUUUUAGUCAGUUUUACUCCAAGUAGCUAAGAAGAGGUUUUGAAAGUAGAGAUGGUAGAGAAAGGAGAAGCACAUAAAAGGGACAUUGAGAAUUUAACAAUUUUUCCCAUGGUAAGCCAGCACAUAGUCUCAAAUGUCUAUCAAUUAACCCACAUCCCCUUUCCUGAGUCCUUUUUUAUUUUUCAAAAGUCCAGAACAUUAAAGUCUGAAUGUUGUUACCCACCAUCUCCAUCAAAAACAUGUUGGUUAAACCUUACUAAAAACUUCAUAUAAAGAGUUAUCAAGACAGAGAAUCUGAGGCAGACGUUUUGAUAUUGAUAAAAUAUUCCAGUUGCAUAAUAUUUAACUAAAACAAAUGAUGCCAAAUCCAUUAUUUACUGAAUAUUACACAUGAUAAGAGAGAGGUGGCUCCCCAUAUGGAUGCAGCCUUCCACACUGGUUCCAGCUCCUAGAACUCACAUACCAUUCUGUCUCCUUGGGAGAUGGAGAGCAUCAAGAAGAGAAGACUCUUGAGGACCCAGCUAGUCAAGGCCAAUUGGUAGCACUUAUAUCAAGUGAUGACUCUCUCAUAGCGUAAGAAAUCAAACAACCUAGAGACAACAUUGGCAUCCACCAAGAAUAAGACCUUGGUGGAUCCUUAAUGAUGAUCCAUCCAUGGAAGACUAUGUAUGAAAGUCACUUCAGAUGAGAGAAGGGAUGGUCAAAUCUUGAUGUAUACCAAUGGAAGCAGUGUCCAACUUGGCUACCAUAAGUCAGAAGUUUUGAUAGCCUGAAAAACUCUUGAUUUUUGAGGGCCUUUUUUGAGAUCGUUUAGGUCCAUGUAUGACAAGAUGCCUCUGCUCUAGACAUAUUCCCUCCUUUCCAACAUCCCUACCCUGUCCUUUUUUUGAAUUCUUUCAUAUAUGGAAUCUUUUAUGCUAUAAAACUUCCAUGCAUUCUGGUACUUUGAACCAGACCCUGGGGACUGCCACGUGAGAGAUGAGAAAUCAAUCAGACUUACCUGAGUAGGAACCCACUCAUUCUAUAAAACAAAUGGCUGAGGAAGCCUAGUUUUGAAGACAGAACCCUGGCACUCCUCUAUCAACAUGCGAGUGGUGAGAGCUUAAGUACACUUUAUUCCAAGGUCUGAGGGCAGCCCCUUGCUUCUUUCUCCUGCUGUGCUCUGAGAUUUCACACAUUCCUCCAGCCACUUGAGACUCAGAUACCGCCUUUAUCCUCAAGCCCAUUUUCCCUUUUGCCCUUGUUACUACCUUAUGCUAUUUUCCUUCAUGGUCAAGCUAGACCUUUUGUCUUCCUUUGUGUGAAUUAAAAAUACCUGGAAAUAAAGGCCAAUUGCUAUUA